Molecule: messenger RNA, 1987 nt
Organism: Dendrobium catenatum
Lineage: Eukaryota; Viridiplantae; Streptophyta; Magnoliopsida; Asparagales; Orchidaceae
Product: calcium-dependent protein kinase 10-like
Exons: 7
Coding region: 29-1801 (590 amino acids)
Biological process (GO): intracellular signal transduction; protein autophosphorylation; peptidyl-serine phosphorylation
Cellular component (GO): nucleus; cytoplasm
Molecular function (GO): calcium ion binding; calcium/calmodulin-dependent protein kinase activity; calmodulin binding
Source: RefSeq, a predicted model, not a curated record
UUGCAGGGAGUAUUGAGGCUUGAAGCUGAUGGGGAACACUUGUGUCGGCCCAAACUUCUCGAAAAAUGGAAUCUUUCAAACAUUUUCUGCAAGCUUAUGGAGAAAUCAAGCUCAAGGCAAUGAGUUAGGGCCGGCUAAAACUGAGGAUGCUGCAAUGGAGAUCUCUUCUCCUGUAAGGCCAGAUGCUGAUGACCUAAAUCCUCUCCAAAACAGCCCGCCUGAGCCGGUUAAGAUCCAAGAAUCUGAGUUCAAGCCUACUAAACCUCAAGAAAUAGAGGUGAAGCCGGCAUAUGAUCAAUCUCCUCAAAAUCCCCCAAAGAAGCCCAGACAUGUAUGGAGAGUACCAAGUGCUGGUCUUUUAGCUGGUUCGGUAUUGAGGCGAAAAACUGCAAAUUUGAAGGAUAUUUAUAGCUUAGGACGCAAACUUGGUCAAGGUCAGUUUGGUACUACAUAUUUGUGCGUGGAGAAAGCCACUGGAAAGGAAUUUGCAUGCAAAUCUAUUGCUAAGAGGAAAUUGACUUCUGUAGAGGAUGUGGAGGAUGUGAGGAGGGAGAUUCAGAUAAUGCAUCAUUUAGCUGGGAAUCCAAAUGUUAUUUCAAUCAAAGGAGCUUAUGAAGAUGCAGUAGCUGUUCAUGUUGUGAUGGAAUUAUGUGCUGGUGGUGAGUUAUUUGAUAGGAUCAUUCAGAAGGGUCAUUUCACAGAGAGAAAGGCAGCGGAGCUUACAAGAGUGAUUGUGAGUGUUGUAGAGGCUUGCCAUUCUUUGGGGGUUAUGCAUCGCGAUUUGAAGCCAGAGAAUUUCCUCUUUGUCAGCCAAUCCGAAGAAGCACUUCUUAAGACAAUUGACUUUGGGCUUUCAGUGUUCUUCCGGCCUGGGGAAAUAUUCACUGAUGUGGUUGGUAGUCCUUAUUAUGUUGCCCCAGAAGUAUUGAGGAAGAGGUAUGGUCCUGAGGUGGAUGUUUGGAGUGCUGGAGUCAUAAUUUACAUUCUUCUUAGUGGUGUUCCUCCUUUUUGGGCAGAAACCGAGCAAGGUAUCUUUGAUGAGGUUCUGCAUGGCGAGCUUGACUUUGAGUCUGAUCCAUGGCCGAGCAUCUCAAAUGGUGCUAAAGAUCUUGUGCAGAAAAUGCUUGUCAGAGAUCCAAAAAAGAGGCUGAAAGCUCAUGAAGUUUUAUGUCAUCCAUGGGUGCAGGUUGAUGGUGUGGCUCCUGACAAGCCUCUGGAUUCUGCAGUUCUCUCUCGUUUGAAGCAAUUCUCUGCAAUGAACAAACUCAAAAAGAUGGCUCUCAGGGUCAUUGCAGAAAACCUCUCCGAGGAUGAAAUUGCUGGCCUCAAAGAAAUGUUCAAGAUGAUAGAUACUGACAACAGUGGACAGAUAACUUUUGAUGAACUCAAAGCUGGAUUAGAAAGAGUGGGUGCAAAUCUCAUGGAGUCAGAGAUUUAUGCUCUCAUGGAAGCGGCUGAUGUAGACAACAGUGGCACCAUCGACUACGGCGAGUUCAUAGCUGCAACAGUACAUCUGAACAAGAUAGAGAGAGAGGACCAUUUAUUUGCAGCCUUCUCGUAUUUCGACAAGGACGGAAGCGGUUACAUAACCCGCGACGAACUACAACUUGCUUGCGAAGAAUUUGGCAUAGAAGACAUCAGAUUAGAGGAAAUAAUCCAUGAAGUUGAUCAAGACAAUGAUGGCAGGAUUGAUUACAAUGAGUUUGUAGAAAUGAUGCAGAAGGGUAAUGCAGGGUUUGGUAAGAAAGGUUUGCAGAAUAAUUUCAGCAUUGGACUUAGAGAAGCUUUGAAGGUUGGCUAGCCAGGUAGCAUGAUGGUUUUUUUGUUUUUUUUUUGUUUUUUUUUUUUAAUCUUCAUUAUUAGAUUCUUUUGCUUCCCAGUUUUGGGUAGAUUUGGAAUUAUAUGAGUUAUAAAGGUUGUUAAUGUUAAGAUUAAGGAUAACAAAUUAUUUUGCCAUAUAAAUAUAAUGAAUCCUUUCAUUGUUCUA